Messenger RNA from Knipowitschia caucasica, 309 nucleotides. The record is from the annotation of a GenBank genome assembly. NCBI's taxonomy places the organism in Eukaryota, Metazoa, Chordata, Actinopteri, Gobiiformes, Gobiidae.
AUGCUCAGGUGUUUGUGGGGGGGGGUCAGGUACUCCAACCGCAGCAGGAGGAGGGGGCGGCUGCUCAGUUUCCUGGUCGGUCAGGCCAAGAUGGCCGUCUAUGUGAGCAGGAGGAGGAUGGUCCAGGACCAGAGUGAGAUCAGUCCCAGGGCUCUGCUGGUCCGGAUGGUCCAGGCCAGACUCAGGCUGGAGUUCGGUCUCUAUAGGAUAAAUGGGGAUCAGGAGGGGUUUGAGGAGCGCUGGGGGUUCAGGGAGGUGUGCUCUGUGAGGGACGGGGAGCUGUUUUUUUCUGCCUUUUUAUCGUUGUAA